This is a messenger RNA of Orussus abietinus, 2736 nucleotides long. Its product is annotated as axonemal 84 kDa protein. NCBI's taxonomy places the organism in Eukaryota, Metazoa, Arthropoda, Insecta, Hymenoptera, Orussidae. The transcript has 16 exons. The coding region runs from base 66 to 2426 and encodes 786 amino acids. The record is from RefSeq and is a predicted model, not a curated record. Gene Ontology annotation, molecular function: beta-tubulin binding; microtubule binding. Gene Ontology annotation, cellular component: axoneme.
CUUUCUACGAUGAAUACGAAGAAGACACCGAUGUCCAGUAUAAAUGGACACCUCCGAAAGUUUCGAUGCCCCCUCGAGCUUCUCAGCUUCUGCAGCAGUGGGAAACAGAGGCCUUACCGGAGUCGGGAAAGAAGGGGAAAAAGCUCAAGAAGAAGGAGAAAAUGGCCCUUGAAAAAGCACGCGCCGCAGCAGCGGCUGCUGAAGCCGAGAGACUCAGGCUCCAGAUGAUAAAGGACAUGCACGAAGAGAUUCGCAUGGAAAGAAUAAACGCCGAGAAAGAAGCGAUAUUCGACGAGGAGCGAGCAAAAAUGCGGAGGGAACAGCUGCAGAAAUCGCUGAUGAAAAUUUUCAAAAAUAACAAGGCCUUCAAAGAGUACUCCAAGGAGGACCGAGAGAAGCAGGACUGGGACCAGUACAUGACGUGCGACGGUUUACCGAAUCCGAAAACGCUGUCGGACUUGAAUACGUACUUAUUUCUUUGGUCGCUCGAGGACGAGGAGCCCGAUAUGAAAGAUGUUACUAAGAAAUGCAAAGAAGUCGUCUACUUACUAGAGAAACUGCAGAAUGUCAUCGACUUUCUGGCUGCGGAGUCGCCGCAAAAAGGAGAGGAGUUUAAGAAGAUCAGGCAAACGUUUAGGGACACUCUGGAAUCCUGCUUGGACAUGGCAGCCUUCUCGCUCCUGCGCAGAAUCGAAAGAAACAUGGUGAGGGAGGACCUAAAGAACGCUAGGUACAUCGAGCAGACCCACGAGAUGACCUGCUGCGUAUGGGCCUUGAUAAGGCUACCGAUAAGCGUAAAGCAAAUCGCCGAGAAGGACAGGAAACCUGUCGAGGUGACGUUCGAGGAGUUGAAGCUCACUGUAAAGAUGCCUCUGGACAUCGAUUGCUACUGCAUGGCGAUUAGAGGCAUGUGGGUCAUGUUCGAUCAUUAUUCCGACCGAGCUAUGUCUUUCUACAAGCCGAAGAUUCCAAGCGAAUAUCAAAUGAACAUGGCCUUUUCCAAUUUAGAUAUUCUAUCCUACUGCGAGGAGGAAUACCAAACGAAGCUGCGAAUAAAGGAGGAUCAAGUCGAGGGUCGCCGUCUGAGGCUGGAGGAGAAGAAAGCCAUUCUAGAGAAAUUGGAAAAUCCACCGUCGAUGACGGCAUCAAAAGCCGACAAGAAAGCGAAGGGGAAAAAGGAAAAAAAGAAAACCGAACCGGAACCGGAACCAGAACCUCUUCCGUAUCUGCCAACACCGGACGAGAUCAUUUUACUUAGAGAAGAUGAGGUGAGGAAAGAAGUGAGAAAACUGCUCUUCACCCGAUGCGAGAAGACGGAAAUCAAUUUGCGGAAGUACAUGAUUUUGGGGGGGGUUUUCCGCAUCGAUCUCGUCUAUCAGCCACCUCAACCAAAAGACAUGAGGAGAAACAUCUUCCUUACUACCCUGCAGAUCCCGAAAGAGUUGAAAUAUGUGCUAUUCUCGAAACCAUACAAAGCCCCUCCACCAGCUCCGGAUUCUGAAAGGACACCGGAAGUUAUAGAAGCGGAAUUAAAAGCAUUAGAAGCUGCAAUGGAGGCCCUUACUUUGGUAACCUUAAAGCUCCCCGAUUUUGUACUUUGGUUCGAGCCACCCUUGGUUGCCCAUUGGGUGCCGGAAAGAAAAAUCUGGUCUACUCAAGAUGUACACGACAUCAAGUACAACGAGGAGAAACAAAUUCUCUCCUUCAGAACUGGAAGGCUGGGUCCACACGGAUUGGCGGGCUUCAAGUUUGUAAAUCUUCCCUUCCAAAGUUGGGAGUUGAAACCUGAAGACAAAAAGUUCGGAGGCGUAAUUUUAACAAUUGUCGCGGCGGUUGUUCAGGCUGAUUUUAUUGUCAGAGAAGACACGGUGUGUUUGCAUUCCUUGACUGGCGGCACCCCUACCGCUCUGCAGGAUGUGAUUGGCCAAUCCAUGAGACUACCAUUUCUCAUACGAAAGAUGCGAGAAUGCGGCUGCGACCUGUUUCCGGAACAAGACGCGCAUAGUUACGUCAAGGGGCUUCCAAUAAAACACCCGGUUGCUGAGAAACACUUACAGACGUGCAUCGGUCUGCUUUGCACCACAUUCAUGUUCGCAUGGUCUCGAUGGAACGUCACCCGAUCCCCUAGGGAAAUUAUCAUUCAAAUGAGAGAACUACACGGAAUCGUUCCCAAUGAUCAACCAAAUUUAAUCAUAAUGGCAUCGCCGCUUCAAACGGUUGCACUUGAAUGCACCGAGUUCAGUCCAGAAUUCUCCGACAAGCCGAUGGAGCUUAUGGGCAAAAAGUUUUAUGGGGACUUGUACCAUUUGGCUAAAAAUAAUUCUGGAAUCAAGAGUCACACUCUAAUGAGGAAGGUGCCGUUCAAGCUGGCGACUACUGUCACAAAGUUACUCGAAUCUACUAAUGUCAUUAGCAUGUCAUCGUAACAACUUUGACAGUCUACCUCUCCUCGAGACUAUGUUAUCGCACCUGUCUAGUUCGUACCGAAUAGUCUAUUAUUGUGAAAUAAUUACGACAGGUAUUGUUAAGGCGUGCAGUGUCAAUUUUAUAGAGAGUAUAUUUAUAUCAUUUCUUGUUGUAUGUAAAAUCCUACAUGUCUACAAAUACCGUUUCCUUCUCAUCAUCCUAUGGUCUAUUAACUUUAUUGGAUCUUGAUGAAAUGAUUAAUAUUGCAGGUAACUAUAAAUUCGGACAUGAGAGAUGGAAGCGGUAACCGACAGAUGGUAAUACAUUAUA